Didymodactylos carnosus is the source of this 552-nucleotide messenger RNA. NCBI's taxonomy places the organism in Eukaryota, Metazoa, Rotifera, Eurotatoria, Philodinida, Philodinidae. The record is from the annotation of a GenBank genome assembly.
AUGGGAUGUCUGAAUUCUGUUGACGGACUCUCAGCAUGGCCUUCAACCUGCCAGACAACUGCACGGUAUGCAACAUCAAGAAAUAGUGCCGAACAAUCAGAACCGCAUUAUGAAAAUAUAUUAUUAGAAGAACUAUUAGAUAUACAUAAAUAUUCUACUAAACUUGUUUUAAUUAAUCGAAACCUAAAUGAUCAAGAUAUGAAAAUUUUGGCUACGUACAUAAAAAUAAAUCAAUUUUUAAAUCAAUUGGAUUUAACUAGUAAUGAAAUUACAUGUACAGGUGUUGUUUAUUUAAUGGAAGCAAUAUUAAAUUUUAAUUCAACAUUAACAGAAAUAUCAUUUUCAAAUAAUCAAUUAGGCGAUAUCGGUGUAAAAAUAUUGGCUCUUUAUUUAAAAACCAGUGAGCCAUCUGACAUGUCUCGAAAAAUCAUCUUUUAUGCACCCCUCCCCAUUAUGGCAGUAAAAGCUUUGAUUUUAAAUAAGGAUCAAAGGAAGAAAAACUUGAUCUCUAAAAAGGCUCAGAAAACGAGUGCAUCUCCUAUUUUACCGUGA